AUGAUCAGAGCCUUGGCCAGACAGAACAACAUCUUUACUAGACCUGCCUUCAAAUCUACACCCAGAGUUGCCUUGAGAUUCAAUUCUAGUAACUUUCGCGUCAACACCCAAUCGCAUGUCUGGAAAUACCAAGAAGAAGGUCCCAAGUACGUUAAAUUCACGAAUGAGCACGAAUGGUUGGCGGUUCACAAAGACAACUCCGCUUUCAUUGGUAUCACCACUUACGCUUCUGAGGCUUUAGGUGACACUACAUUUGUGGAAUUGCCAGAGGUUGGUGUGACUUACGAAGUCGGCGAUUCUAUUGGCUCAGUUGAGAGUGUCAAGAGCGCAAGUGAAAUCUACGCUCCUGUGGCAGGUGAGGUUGUUGCUGUCAAUGAGGACUUGGAAAGCAGACCACAGUUGAUUAACGAGGACCCAAUGGGUGGCGGCUGGAUCGCACAAAUCAAAUUGGCCGAAUCCGCUGAUACAGUUGCAGCUAAGGAGGAAUUGUUGGACGAGGCAGCUUAUGAAGCUAGUUUGUCCGAACACUGA
This is a messenger RNA of Candidozyma pseudohaemuli, 531 nucleotides long. RefSeq names its product glycine decarboxylase subunit H (gene GCV3). The record is from RefSeq and is a predicted model, not a curated record. The transcript has a single exon. NCBI's taxonomy places the organism in Eukaryota, Fungi, Ascomycota, Pichiomycetes, Serinales, Metschnikowiaceae. Gene Ontology annotation, biological process: glycine decarboxylation via glycine cleavage system; protein lipoylation. Gene Ontology annotation, cellular component: mitochondrion; cytoplasm; glycine cleavage complex. Bases 1 to 531 code for a protein of 176 amino acids.